AGUAGUAUAGUACUACUAAACUAAAUGCAGCAGCAUAACGUAAAACUUAUCAUUAUUAUUUGCAUUGCAACAAACAACACAAUGCAGCCUCACCGGAGAAGAUGUGGCCGGUCACCGGCGCCGGAGAAAGCAUCGAAGCAUUUUAUGAAAGCCAUACUACCCCCUCCUGAUCACACCAAAGAGAUACGAAUUCCAAAUGAGUUUAUAAAAAGAUUUGGAAACGAACUAAAGAAUGUUGCUACGAUUACUGUUCCUGAUGGUCGUCAUGAAUGGGAAAUGGGACUGAAGAAAUGUGGCGAGCACGUUUUCCUUAGCAACAAUUGGCAACAGUUUGCAGAAUACUAUUGUAUUUAUUAUGGUUGUUAUUUAGAUUUCAACUAUCAAGGGAAUUCAAAGUUUAAUGUUGUUAUAUAUGAUACAACUUCUGUUGAGAUUUCUUAUUCAUUCAAAACUCCAAGUACUAAUGGAGAUCAAAGGAUAAAGGGUCCCAACUCUGCUUCCAAAAGAGAAAAUUGUGCUGCCAGUGAAUUCAACCCAAAAAACCCAUAUUUUUAUUCAAAAUCCAACAGGGGCUUUUAUGCAUAUGUUCCUUCUAUUUUUGCUGAAAAGUAUCUGACGCUAAAGGUUCCGUUCAAGCUCCAAAAUUCUCAAGGAAAGCAGUGGGAAGUUUAUUGUGUAUUGCAUAACAAAGGAAAUUCGCAAAUGCGAAUAACCGGUGGAUUCGGUAAAUUUGCAAGGGAAAACAAUCUACUAGAGGGAGUUACAUAUGUGUUUGAGCUGAUCAAGAGAAAGCCUGUUGUUGUGCUACAAGUUACAGCGAUUUGCACGCCUCCACAGGGAAGGUCUGUCCAGUCAAUGACAGAAAAGGAAGUAAGGGAAUCCAAACAUUUCAAGAAGGCCAUACUUCCCUCGCCCAUUCAUGACAAAGAGAUAAGAAUUCCUGAAGACUUUAUAACAAUGUUUGGGAAUGAACUCGAGAAAGUUGCUACAGUUACAGUUCCCGAUGGUCGUGAUUGGAAAAUGAGAUUGAAGAAACGCGGCAAUGACAUUUUCUUUUCCAACGAAUGGGAAGAGUUCGCAAAAUACUAUUCAUUAGGGUAUGGUUGCUACCUAUCUUUCAAAUACGAAGGGAAUUCAAAGUUUAGUGUUAUUAUAUUUGACGUAACUUAUGUUGAGAUUUGUUAUCCAUUAAAAACUCCAAGUGUUAAUGGAGAACCAAACACAAAAUGUGCUAGUCCUACGAAAAGGUCCAAGGUUGAAACAAGUGAGUGUCAUGGGAAAAAGGCCAAAAGCGUGUCUAAACAUGCUUCUACAAGAGCAGAGGUUGCUGCCAAUGAAUUCAAACCAAAAAACCCUUAUUUUUGUUCAAUAAUCGCCAAGCAGAAUUAUACGUAUAUUCCUCGUGAUUUUGCUGAAAAGUAUUUGAAACCAAAGGUUCCUACAAAGCUCCAAAAUUCUGAUGGAAAACAGUGGGAAGUGUUUUGCGUACCGAAUACUGUCGGAUCAUCGUCGAUGCGAAUAGUGAAGGGAUUUUCUAAUUUUGUAACUGACAACAAUCUGUCACAUCGAGAUUAUUGUGUGUAUGAGCUCAUCAAGAAGAAGCCGGUUGUGCUAGAAGUCACAAUGUUUCGUGCGGUUGACUAUCUUGACUAACGAUAUGUGCUUCCUUUCAGCUGUGAUGAAUGAGGCGUGUUGUUGCAACCUAUGAGUAGUUUUGGUACCAACUAGUAACAGGCACUUCUGCACUUGUGUAUGUUGUGUUUGAUUGUUUUAAUAUUAUGUUUUUGCUUUUUGGAUCAUGAAGCAUCGUCGGAGAUUAGAACCCUACCAGCAGCGUGAAGAAUUGUAGGAUGAAUGUUAAGAAAGCAUAUUUAUGAGAAUCGACUAUUGUUUAAUAUUUUAUUUUUUUGCUUA
Molecule: messenger RNA, 1914 nt
Organism: Medicago truncatula (barrel medic)
Lineage: Eukaryota; Viridiplantae; Streptophyta; Magnoliopsida; Fabales; Fabaceae
Product: putative B3 domain-containing protein Os03g0621600
Exons: 6
Coding region: 25-1653 (542 amino acids)
Molecular function (GO): DNA binding
Source: RefSeq, a predicted model, not a curated record